UGAUCUGUCGUCUGUUUCUCAGAAUGUGCAUUGAUUCAGAUACGGCGCUGCUGCAGAAAGUUAGAAAUCUGACUGAAGCCAAGACAUCCUCACCAAAAAACAACUCAUUAAGCAGCGGAUUAACUAAAGAACUACAAAGAUGUCCAGAUUGAUGCUGUUUGUUCUGGUCGUGAUGAUGCAAGCAUGCAUGACUGCAUCUGAAGCAGUUGAAAGUCCAGAAGAAACUGAAACUCCUGGAAUUUUGGAAAGGGCAAAGCAAAAGUACAGGGAAACAAAGGCUAAAGUUCUGACUGUUGGCAGCACAGUGGCUGAUUUGGCUGGCAUGUACUAUGAAGAACAUAUCAAGGAGGUUGCUGACUCUUAUAUGGAGUGGGCUAAAGGCAGUGCAAGUUCUCUGUGGCACAGACUAAAAAAUAGAGUGCCAACCUUCAGAUCCACCUGAUAUACUCCAAUUGUAUGACUUCAAGAGUUAAGUUUGUUAUAAAUCUAUAGUCUUAAAGUCAUACAAUUGGGUAUUGUAAACCAGAUACUCAUUGUAGUUGUUCUAUUGUAAUACAACUAAAUAAAACUUUACAAGUA
Molecule: messenger RNA, 579 nt
Organism: Misgurnus anguillicaudatus (oriental weatherfish)
Lineage: Eukaryota; Metazoa; Chordata; Actinopteri; Cypriniformes; Cobitidae
Gene: apoc4
Product: apolipoprotein C-IV
Source: RefSeq, a predicted model, not a curated record